CCACAAUGCUGCUGCCGCACCAGCCCGGAAGUGAGACGUUUAUUGACAAUAUGGCUGCUGAACUGGGUCAAAAUCUGAAGUAAAUUGUAAUUUGACAGCACUCUGCGGCGCCGGGACAGCAACUCAAUUCCCCCCAAAGAGUGCGCGAACACAUGCAUGUGAAUGACGGGAGCCACGAACGCACGGCAUGGUGUCAGUGAGCUGAGGAAACGUCCAGAGCGUCAAAGCCGUCAUGUCGUUUUUCAAGAGGAAAGCCAAAAGCAAAGAACCUGAGAGAGUGACUGAUGCUAAAGUUAACCGAGCUUCGGUCAGUCCUCAGUCUCCAUCAGCAGGCCUGAGGAACCACCAUGCCAUCCAGGAAGCUGCAGGACCGAGCCAUGUGGCCAUCAAUGCCAUCUCUGCCAACAUGGACUCUUUCGCCCGCGGUCGCACUGCUAUCCUCAAGAAGCAGCCGAGCCACAUGGAGGCUGCACACUUUGGCGAUCUUGGUCAUUCCAGCGUGAACUACCAGCCCCAGGAGACCCGCUCUCGGCUUUCUAAGACUGUGGACCAAGUCCUUCGGGACAACGUGGCUAUUCCCCACUACAUGCAUUUUAUGGAACUCCGGGCCGCUGACCACCUGGUUCGGUUCUGGUUAGAGGCUGAGAGUUUUCGCGCCACCAGCUGGUCUCGCGUCAGAGCUCACAGUCUGAACUCCGUCAAACACAGCGCACUGGCCGAGCCCGUCCCUUCGUCUCCAGAUGGCUUGGAGCUUCCGGAGACAGCCUCUCACAAACCCAGCGUCCUCUCCCGGGACAGUAGCAACGAAGGACCUGCACAGCCGUCAGAGCGGCGAGACUCUGCUACAGAAGCGGGCUUGAGACCUGGCACGCCUCGAGCAGAAACCCCCAGCAAGCAGGCACCCUCCCGGACAGGGACCCCCUACAAGGGGCAGGCAAACAGCACCCUGCGAGACCUCUCAGACAAACUCAUGAAAAGUAUAGAGAAAGAUGCUGUUGUCAUCUUUACAAAGUACAUCUCUCCAGAUGCUGUGAGGCCCAUCCCUAUCACAGAGCAGAUCAGAAACGACAUUGUUGCUAAAAUAUGUGGGGAGGACGGCAUGGUGGACCCAAACUGCUUUGUCAUCGCACAGUGGGUGGUAUUCACCAUCUUGGAGCUACAGCACUUUAGCGAGUUCCUGCGGAGCCAUCAUUUCUGUAAAUACCAGAUUGAAGUGUUGACCAGUGGCUCUGUGUUCCUGGCUGACAUCCUGUUCUGUGAGUCGGCUCUCUUCUACUUCUCUGAGUACAUGGAAAAAGAGGAGGCGAUGAAUGUACUGCAGUUCUGGCUUGCGGCAGACAACUUCCAGAAUCAGUUAGCAGCCAAAAAAGGCCAGUACGACGGCCAAGAGGCUCAAAAUGAUGCCAUGAUCCUUUACGACAAGUAUUUUUCACUCCAGGCUACCAACCCUCUGGGCUUUGGCGACUCGGUGCGGAUGGAGAUCGAGUCGAACAUCUGCCGAGAGGGAGGACCCCUCCCUGACUGUUUCACCACUCCACUUCAGCAAGCCUGGACAACUAUGGAAAAAGUCUACAUGCCAGGCUUUCUGUCCAGCAACCUUUACUACAAAUACCUGAGUGACCUCAUCAACUCUGUGCGGGCGGAUGAGUUUGUGAAUGUCACCAGUCAGAGUGGAUCAGUGGACACCGACCGCUCGAGCUCUAAUGCCAGCGAGGCCGCUCAGACUCAGCAAAGUGCCAAAAAGGCAGCAAUCAAGAUCCUGAAAAACUUUGACGAGGCAAUUACAGUGGAUGUUGCCAGCCUGGACCCUGAGACCCUGUACCAGCGACCGUAUGCUGGAAAGAUGACGUUCGGGAAGGUGAAUGAGCUGGGCCAGUUUAUCAGAGAGGCAGAACCUGAGCCGGAUGUGAAGAAAUCCAAAGGUUCCAUGUUUUCUCAAGCCAUGAAGAAAUGGGUCCAAGGCAACUCAGAUGAGGCUCAGGAGGAGAUGGCAUGGCAGAUCGCCAAGAUGAUUGUCAACGAUGUUGUCCAUCAGUCAGGUCACGACAGCCCCGGCAAGUCCACUAAGCUAUGACCCCACUGAGGAACCAAAGGACUGUUACUCCCUGAAGACAGUGAACACACCAGUGACAAACUGUAUACAUGGUUCACCCUGCAAUGAUCUACGUUAACCGAGAACAAAGAAGGCGUUUUGUCACCUCAUCAAUGUGUGUACAUGUCGGCGUGGGUGAGUGACUGUUUACGCAUGGACUAAUGGAAAACUUGAAGUGCAUCCGUGUUCCAGACCUUAAACUCCAUAACACUAUAAAGGCGCAUGUGUAGUCACCAAAGGUAAAACAAAGACAAGUGCUUGAAUCGAUGGGCAGUCACUCCUGAGGAAACGGUGAACGUGAUGCUUGAAGAAAGCCGACACGGAGAACCAGCGUUUAUCAGAACUACUGUCUGAUCUCAGACACAACACAACAAAGACUGAACUAUCCUCAUGACAUGACUCCCACACCUUUUUAUAACAUUCCUUGUUUUUAGAUUAAAUACUUUCCUAGAGUCAGAUACUUAAGGGUAAAGCAGAUGAGAGCCCGAGGUUUGGAAAGUUGUGCGUUUUUCCACAUACGCUUCCCUCAACCUGCCUGGAGUUGUUUAGUUUGCUGUUCACUCAUGUGAGCUGUCUAUCUUGGCUGUUUACGUACUGUAGAACACGUGGAAAUGUGACCGUGAAAUAUAGGAGGAGCUCAUUCAGGUCUCGGACUGUCUGACCUUCUGUGUGAACCUCCUGGCACCUUCACAGAGCCUAGAAGAAAUACUCCCUAAUGAACUGAAGUGCUUCAGUUGUGUUGGAGAACUCCAUCAUAUAUAAAUAUAUAUAAAUAUAUAUGUGUGUGUGUAGAUUUCUGGUUUAUCCCAUAUAUUAAAAAUAGACUUUUUUUAUGGUGACCGCAUUGAAACACAUGAUAACCAGACUGUUCAACUGGAAAAUGUAUUCAUUGGAUUCAACUUUUUUUUUUUUUUAAUUUACUUUAUGUUCAGCCUUAUCAAGAUGUGGAAAAGAACCAGGAAAGACUCUUGGUACUAUGUACCACUAAUGUUUUCUGACAUGUAUGUGUACUUAAUCUAUAAUAUAUUUAAUUGUGUUUGAUUUAAAUACAUAUAUUAUAAAAAUG
This is a messenger RNA of Betta splendens (Siamese fighting fish), 3158 nucleotides long. It is a transcript of the gene akap10, whose product is annotated as A kinase (PRKA) anchor protein 10. Bases 233 to 2074 code for a protein of 613 amino acids. Gene Ontology annotation, cellular component: plasma membrane. The transcript has 15 exons. The record is from RefSeq and is a predicted model, not a curated record. NCBI's taxonomy places the organism in Eukaryota, Metazoa, Chordata, Actinopteri, Anabantiformes, Osphronemidae. Gene Ontology annotation, molecular function: protein kinase A binding. Gene Ontology annotation, biological process: intracellular protein localization.